AGGUGUCACCGACGCCGAUAAGCGAAACCCGUGGGCGUUUCAUAUACAAGAACAUCUAUGGACGCAGCUGCACGCGCACGCGAUUAUAAAUCUUUCCGACACCCACCGAGCUGCAUAGGGCAUGGCAAGUUCAUGCUUCAGUGAUGUGGACGAAUAUGGUUUCGAACGACCCCAUGACUUUGAUUAUGAAACAUACGAAGAUUUUAUGUCCGAGUACCUCAAGGUGCUCGCAAAAAUGGCCAGAAAAUGGGCAAAAGUUAUUGGCGAGGGAAAGUCCCUCCAGCGAAGCACCACGCUCAAAAGAUAUGUUCGUAAAGGCAUUCCAGGAGAACAUAGAGGCUUGGUAUGGCUUGCUGUGACCGAUGGAGAAAACAUGAAAAAUGCAUCACCAGAUCUUUAUCAAAAGUUACUGAUGUCUCCUUACAAUGCAGAAACCGCUGAGAUUAUUAAAACUGAUCUCCCAAGAACGUUUCCUGACAAUAUUUUUUUUAACAAUACAGAGAAUCAACAGCAUCAAUUAUAUAAUAUUUUGCUGGCUUUCGCUCAUCAAAACAAAACUGUCGGAUAUUGCCAGGGUUUAAAUUACAUAGCGGGUUUACUUUUGAUUGUAACAAAAAAUGAAGAAACAGCAUUUUGGUUACUGAAAGUGCUGAUUGAUAAAAUCCUGCCAGAUUAUUAUACAUGCACGAUGGACGGCCUACUCACCGACAUCGACGUGCUGGCAGAAUUAAUAAGAAUAAAGGUGCCUGAUGUGUAUCAGCAUGUGACAAACGUAGGAUUACCUUGGCCAGUAAUUACAACUAAAUGGUUUGUGUGCUUGUUUGUUGAAGUUUUACCUAUAGAGACCACUCUGCGUAUUUGGGAUUGUCUCUUUUACGAGGGCACAAAGAUUAUCUUCCGUGUCGCAUUGACUCUUAUAAAAAGGAACAAGUCAAAUAUAUUAGCUUGUCAAGAUUUUACAACAUUAGCUGAAUGUUUUAAGGAAAUUACGAAAGACAGUAUUGUUUUGCGAUGUCACGAAUUUAUGCAGAGUAUUUUUAAAGUACCUGGAUCACUGCCUGGGAGCACAAUAACAAAACUAAGAACAAAGAUUAUGCAACAACGUAUGAGACAAAAGCAAGAUAAGCUUGAACGAUAGUAUUAAUGACCGAUUUUUUCCGCAUACACCGAAAUACUCUAGUCUGUUAUUUGUUUGCAUUUUUUGCAAACUGAAUGCAUAUGAAGCUGUAUUAUAUUGUUAUUGCAUAAUUAUUUUAUAUUCUAUUGCUAUACAUGUUUUUUUAGCAAUGUAAUUGCUAUACAUUCACUCAAUUAUUUUAAGUUAAGUUUAUCUUAAUUUAUUAUUGUAUAUACGCUGUAAUAAAGAAAAACAAGUUAUAAAUACUUUACUGAGGAUAUUAACAAUACAAAGUAUUACGAAGUACUAUAAAAGUUACAUUGUGAUAUUUUAUGAGAGUAAUGAUAUGAGAAUAUUGACUAGACGUCUGAGAAAAACAGUUAUCCUUGUAAUAUUUUAUUAUAAUUGACUCUGAAUUUAUACGCAUAUGCACAGCCUCUAUUUAUGCACAAAUUUUCUUGAAAACUUGAUAAUCUGAAUAGUAAAAGUAUUAAAGAGGUUAAUCUUUCUGACAUACUCGGCUUCAAAAAUAAUAUUAUAUAUUAUAGAGUAUAUAAUAUGUAAGAUUAAAUUAUAACUAUGUACAUUAAAAUUUUGUUCUUAAAUACAUUACAGAUGUAUAUUA
Molecule: messenger RNA, 1742 nt
Organism: Monomorium pharaonis (pharaoh ant)
Lineage: Eukaryota; Metazoa; Arthropoda; Insecta; Hymenoptera; Formicidae
Product: growth hormone-regulated TBC protein 1-A
Exons: 7
Coding region: 122-1138 (338 amino acids)
Source: RefSeq, a predicted model, not a curated record